Messenger RNA from Dujonia railenensis, 1167 nucleotides. The record is from the annotation of a GenBank genome assembly. NCBI's taxonomy places the organism in Eukaryota, Fungi, Ascomycota, Pichiomycetes, Serinales, Debaryomycetaceae.
AUGCCUCCAAAGAAGAAGGUCCCACAACCAUCAGACAAAAAUAAGGCAAAGGCCAAGACCAAGAAUGCUGAAGACAAAACGUUUGGAUUGAAAAACAAGAACAAGUCCAAGAGAGUUCAACUGCAAAUCAAUCAAAUAGUAGCAGGCUCAGAUGGUGGAGCCCAAAAGAGGAAAGAAGCCGAAGCUAAGAGGAAGGCCGAAGAGAAGAAGGCAGCUGAGUUGGCCAAGAAGGAAGCUGCACAAUCCAUGGGUAUUCAGCAGCCCAAGGUUCCAUUUGGAGUCGACCCCAAGUCUAUAUUGUGUGAGUUCUUCAAGAAUGGGGUGUGUAACAAGGGAACGAAGUGUAAGUUUUCGCAUGAUUUGGAUGUUGGACGUAAGGUUGUGAAGAAGGACUUGUACACCGAUGCCAGGGCUGAGAAGGAAGAGGACACCAUGGAUAACUGGGAUGAAGAGAAGUUGAGAAAGGUUAUUCUGUCCAAGCAUGGUAAUCCAAAGACUACCACUGAUAUUGUCUGUAAAUAUUUCAUCGAAGCCGUCGAAAAUGGUAAGUAUGGUUGGUUUUGGGUCUGUCCUAACGGAGGUAACGAAUGUAAGUAUAGACAUUCCUUGCCUCCAGGUUUCGUUCUUAAGACCAAGGAAGAGAAGAGGUUAGAAAGAUUGGCUCAAGAAAACGAACCAAAGAUCACUUUGGAAGAGUUUAUUGAAAUGGAAAGAGGAAGAUUGGACAGAACUAAAUUCACACCAAUUACUUGGGCCACAUUCACCGAAUGGAAGAAGAAAAUCAAGGCCAAGAGAGAUGACGAUAGAAAGAAGGAAGAUGAGAAGAACAAAAGAUCGUUAACCGGUAGAGAAAUAAUCCAGAAGAAGUUUGCAGACAAGUACUAUACCGAAGAGGGAGAUGCUGAUUCCGGCGAAGCAUGGGAUUUAUCUGUGUUCAGAAAAGAUUUACCUGAAGAAGAGGAUUCGAAUAUCAAAGAUUAUGGUGAUGGUGCUGAUCCAUUCAGCAGAAUGGAAGAAGAACAGCAAGAACAGCAGGAACAAGAGCAAGAAGAAGGAAAGCCAGAAGCUGUUGAAGAAACCUCUGAAGAACAAUCUGAAACGACGAGUGGAGAUGAACCUGUGGAAACUCCUUCAUCAUUUGAACCAGUGGAUGUUUCCACGGCAUAA